AUGUCUGUCAAGUACCGCCUCGCUCCUGAGCACCGGCUGCCCGCGGCCUCCGAUGAUGCAAUAGAAGCAACUCACUUUAUAAAAAAUAGCGAAGUUUGGUUCAAGGAACAUGCUGAUUACUCAAGCUGUUAUGUUAUGGGUCAAAGUGAUGGAGGUUUUAGUGGGGCUAUUAGGACAAAGUUUGAAUCUCUAUCGAUCGAUGAUGAUCCUGUUAUACCACUAGCUGUUAAUGAUUUGCUGUGGUACCACGCAUUGCCCGUUGGUGCUGCUCGGGACCAUGAAUUUUGCAAUCCAACGGUGGGUGGUGGAUCAAAGUUGAUGGAUAGAAUGAAGUUGAUAGAGUGGAGUGUGAUGGUAAUUUGA
Messenger RNA from Populus trichocarpa (black cottonwood), 363 nucleotides. Its product is annotated as probable carboxylesterase 120. The record is from RefSeq and is a predicted model, not a curated record. Gene Ontology annotation, molecular function: hydrolase activity. The transcript has 2 exons. Bases 1 to 363 code for a protein of 120 amino acids. NCBI's taxonomy places the organism in Eukaryota, Viridiplantae, Streptophyta, Magnoliopsida, Malpighiales, Salicaceae.